Lytechinus variegatus (green sea urchin) is the source of this 2239-nucleotide messenger RNA. RefSeq lists its product as uncharacterized. The record is from RefSeq and is a predicted model, not a curated record. The transcript has 2 exons. NCBI's taxonomy places the organism in Eukaryota, Metazoa, Echinodermata, Echinoidea, Temnopleuroida, Toxopneustidae. The coding region runs from base 729 to 1997 and encodes 422 amino acids.
GUGUGUUGGGUUUUAUUGGAAGCCCACCCUUGCGUGCUGCGCAGACACAUUCCGGGUUGCCGUGGAGCCAAGUGGGGACCAACCACUGAUCUGUAUAUUCAUGAUAGUCAUAAUAGUGGGGGCAAACUGGGAUCAUUCUACAGGUGCGAGUCUGGAACUCUUCGCAGAGAAUAAUUGGAAGUUGAGAAUAUAGUUGGAUAUAAUUUCUUGAUGAAGAACGAUGUUCUCUUAAUUUUUUUCAUAUGCUAAAAUUAGAAUGAAGUCUAUGGACAUUGUAACAGUGAACGAGGAAGAAUUUACCAAGAAAACAUUAUUUCAACUUGAAAGAAUAAUUCGUCCAAACUCACUCUCCAAGAAAUGGACUUCCGUUGCGUCGUCGGGAACAACUCAAUCAGUUUUUGCAAUGCUAUAAUGCACCCUAAUUGGAAUGUCGGAACAUAGUUUCUUUGCUUCGAUGUACAGGUAAUGUACUGAGCUGUACUAACUUGCCACAUCUGCGAGGAAAAAGGUUGGCGGCAACAUAGCAGCCCUGUGGGACUCCAACGAAUAGCAUUCUUUAUUCAUCAUCUUCAUUGCCAACUAUAUCGUUAUAUUCCUGUCGAGAAUUGAGCUGGCUAACUGGAAUGGAUUCUUUUAGAGGAUCACUUUGACUACUAUGUCUAAUCUUGAAGAUAUCAUGUGCUUUUACUCAAGGCCUCCUCUAGAUUAAGCCACAAUUACGGAUCUUGAUGGCAAUGGCUACAGAAGACAAACAGAUUCAAUACAGUCCACAAGGAACGCCGCGAUCAGCGGUCGAGUCAGUCAGGGAUGAACAAUUUUUAGAAGAGGUAAAACAAGAGGAUCAGGAGGUACAGCAAGAGGAACACGAAGUGCAGCAAGAGAAAGAAGACGUACAGCAAGAGAAACAAGAAGUCUCGCAAGAGGAGUCCACCGAAAUCCGAGAAACUACCACCAGUAAGCAGGACAGUGAUGAACCAACAGGCAACGAUGUUGAGUCUCAAAGAACUGCUGAAGAGACCGGAGAGGAAGGGACCAACGCUGAUGCCAAGGAAAGAAUCACGCUUGUUCUUCCUUCGGUCGCUGGGUUGGUCCUUGACCCAGAUAAAGCCGAAGUCGGAAAAGAUGGACUUGCCGAAAGCGUCAUUCUCGACGACGAUAAGGACAGCGAGGAAGAACUGCACCUACCGCAGAUUGAAGUUAACCAUUCGGGAAAACCUUCUGGGGAGGCCGGCCUUCCCACCUGGAAUGGGGGGUCGGAAUCUCCUUCCUUCCAGCCGUCGCAGAAACCACGCAGGGAAAUCAUCGCCGAGAAUGCGCAUCCCAAGUGCUUCGGGAACGUCGGCGCGGCGGGUUUAUCGCGCGUUUUCACGUCCGGUAGUUUCUGCCCUGAGCUUUCCAUUCGGGCCAUGGCUCCAAAAGUUCAAUCUAACGACAGAACAGUUGAAUACAAGCCGUCGCUACCGAACUUCAGGGAGAGAAGCAAACACGUCGAGCGGUGUAGGACUAUCCCAGACAUGGCGCGAAGGCAGAAAGAUUCCUUCAAGAUGCCCGAGAUACGGUCUUCGAAGGUGUCUCUGUUUGCGCGGGACGGCGAACGCGCGAAGAACCUGCAGUUUGGUCCUGCCUCCUCUUGGAACCUUGACCGCUCUAGGACUGAUAUGAGUAAGUCCAGGCUCCGUGAUAAACUACAAGACCAGCCGAAACGCCCAGAGAGCGAGAGUGACGAGUUAACGCCGUCGGAAUCGGGAGAAAUGGGACAAAAGAUCCACCAAUGGUUUAAGAAAGACCGGAAGAAGGAUCAGAAAAGCAAUAGCAACGUCAGGAACUCAAAGCGCUCAAAGAAUAUUUGGGACGCGGGCUUGCAAUCGCGUAUCCAUCGAGGACUAGCAUCAUCAAUGCUUAAACCGAACGAAUCCAUCGGGAACUAUUUGAAUGACGUCACCUCUAGUCGUUUCCCGCAAGUCGAGACAAGGCAAAUAGUGUCAACGAAAUCAUGAAACGAUUUCAAGUGAAACAAUGAUUCCUUAGACUCCAUGUUAUGCCAUGGCGUACAACUGCAACACUUCACUUCAAAAUUGACAUGCUUUAAACCACAAUAUAUUCAAUGGUAGUUAAGUUCGUUUUCAUUUAUAUAUCGUUGUUGUCGAACUGUUUCAGAAUGCUUUUGAAAUAUACUGCAGCUUGAAAUAUAAUUGGUAUCAUAAAAGCAAAAUUGAUGGAUAAAAAACGUAAAAUCUAG